UUUUUUGGGGUUUGCUUACGCCGUAAACACAAAGCGAAUGGCUGAAGAGUUCAAAGACUCUACAGUUUGGACAGGAAAAACUAUUACCAAACUGAUAUUGUUACAAAAAGUGAGUUGGUGGUGGAGAGCUGAUGUACUUCUUACUGUUAUUCUAUUCUCCAUAGUGGGAAGCUUGAAAUGGCGAACCAACUUUUUGGAGACUGACCUCACUUUUGGCUUAACUCUUGGAUCAACAGCUACAAUAGUUGCACUCUUUCUUUUAUUACAGUAUUGGUCAGUUGCAUUUCGUAAGUGGGUGGGCUAUUCUCUUGCAGACUACAACACGGCAACUCACGUUAUGGUCUAUCCAAGACCACACAAGGGAAGUACUGAACUUCUUCGACUAGAAUGCGACACCAACAACUCAAGAGAAUCGAUCAAAUAUUUUGUAUUUCAAAAACGCAGAUUUCAGUAUUCACCUCUUCACCGACAAUUCCAAAAAUUGAAAUAUCCAGCUGAGGAACCACUCGAGUUUUAUCCUUCGAAUAAAGGAUUCGACUCCGUAGAAGAAGCUAUGGAAAGAUUGAAGACAUAUGGAGAAAACCGUUUGGAGAUUCCGGUACCGAGUUUCUUGGAUCUAUACAAGGAACAACUAUUGGCGCCUUUUUUUGUGUUUCAAGUCUUUUGUGUAUUACUUUGGUGUCUCGAUCAGUAUUGGAGAUAUUCUGUGAUGACAUUAGUAAUGUUAUUGGUAUUUGAAGCAACUGUAGCAAAUGGACGAAGAAAGAGCCUUCGGGAGCUUCGAGGAAUGAAAAAUAGACCAUACCAACUUUACGUUUAUCGUUGUCGAAAAUGGCAAGAGACUGCUUCCACUAAGAUAGUUCCUGGUGAUAUUAUUUCAGUGACUCGAUCAUCGGAACCUGAUCUUGUAGUUCCUUGUGAUGCACUAGUGUUGAAUGGUAGUAUAGUUGCAGAUGAGUCUUUGCUAACUGGUGAGUCUAUUCCUGUUGUGAAGGAUGCGUUAAGUUUAGUUUCUGAAACCAAUCCUCGACGUCCAUUGAGUAUGCGUGGAGAAGAUAAAAAUUCUGUUAUUUUUGGUGGAACGAGAACGCUACAAGUCGUUGUAUCGGAAUCCUUUUCUUUAAAGGCACCAGACAAUGGAGCCAUCUGUUAUGUCUUAAGAACUGGUUUUGGUUCUGUUCAAGGAAAAUUAAUGCGAACUAUUUUAUUGUCUACUGAAAAGGUAUCGGCAAAUGCCAAAGAAGCCGCAUUUUUGAUUCUGUUCUUGUUAUUCUUUGCUUUGGUUUCAUCAGCAUAUGUAUUGAAAAAGGGAUUGGAAAGUCAAGAACGUAACCGUUUUGAGCUUUUAUUGCAUUGUAUAUUGAUUAUUACUUCGUUGCUUUGACCAAAGAAGGUAUCUUUUGUACAGAGCCAU
Messenger RNA from Galdieria sulphuraria, 1414 nucleotides. RefSeq names its product calcium-transporting P-type ATPase. Bases 38 to 1384 code for a protein of 448 amino acids. Gene Ontology annotation, molecular function: P-type transmembrane transporter activity. NCBI's taxonomy places the organism in Eukaryota, Rhodophyta, Bangiophyceae, Galdieriales, Galdieriaceae. The record is from RefSeq and is a predicted model, not a curated record. The transcript is spliced from 2 exons. Gene Ontology annotation, cellular component: membrane.